UGCGGAAAGUUUCAGGACAGAAAAGAAACAGGAGAGCGAUAAAACAUGAGUGCGUACAAAUUCUGCAUUCUCCUGCUUUGCCCUUCGUUUUGCUUUGCACAAGGUAAAUCAUGUGACCAACCUCCAGACAUUGAGAAUGCAUUAGUUACUGUAUGGAAACAACAGUACAAACAUGGUGAAAGUGCCAAAUAUACAUGUCAGGCUGGAUACACAAUAUCUGAAGAUGAUCAAGCUAAAUGUGACGAAGGGAAAUGGAGAAACGUUCCCAAGUGUACUUCAACAUCUUGUGAAUCAGCUCCAGAAAUACCCAAUGCUGUGCUAAUGAAUAAGAAGAAUAAUUACAACUCAGGGGACAGAGCCUUUUUUAGAUGUAACACAGGUUAUGUUUUUAACAUGGAUCAAAAUUCAGCAAUUUGUAAAAAUUCUCAGUGGAAAGAACUGCCAGAAUGUAGAAGAGAAGGACAGAGCUGUGGGCCUCCCCCUGUGGUACAGUUUGGAGACACCCUACAAACCAGAGAACGUACCAAUAAACAUGGCACCGUAAUGACUUAUAAGUGUCCAGAAUAUUACAUACUUGAAGGAAACCGAGAGGUUGUAUGUAGGAAUGGAAAAUGGGAUGAUCCACCAAUCUGUAUAGCUACAUCUUGUGAAUCAGCUCCAGAAAUACCCAAUGCUGUGCUAAUGAUUAAGAAGAAUAAUUACAACUCAGGGGACAGAGCCUUUUUUAGAUGUAACACAGGUUAUGUUUUUAACAUGGGUCAAAAUUCAGCAAUUUGUAAAAAUUCUCAGUGGAAAGAACUGCCAGAAUGUAGAAGAGAAGGACAGAGCUGUGGGCCUCCCCCUGUGGUACAGUUUGGGGACACCCUACAAACCAGAGAACGUACCAAUAAACAUGGCACAGUAAUGACUUAUAAGUGUCCAGAAUAUUACAUACUUGAAGGAAACCGAGAGGUUGUAUGUAGGAAUGGAAAAUGGGAUGAUCCACCAAUCUGUAUAGAGCCCUGUACUACUUCAGAAAGAGACAUGAAAGCUAACAAUAUUCAAAUGAAAUGGAUAAGGGAUAAAAAAUAUUACAGCCGCCAUAAUGAGUGGAUUGGAUUUUCAUGUUUAUAUGGCUAUGAAAUAUCUGAUGAGAAGUUGUUAAGAAUACAGUGCAACAGAAGUGUCCUGCCCUAUCCUAAGUGUACUAAAAUAGGUUCUUGUUUAUUGUCACUUAUUGCUAUGGAUGAAAAGAAUAUAGUUGUAAAUGGAAGCACUGAAAUUGAAGAUGGCAAAACAGCUAACUUUUUGUGUAAGGAAGGAUUGAUUCCAAUAGAUACAAUGACUCAAGUAUGCAAUAAUAAAAAGAUAAAUUAUCCAACCUGUAGAAGCGCUGACAGUUGUCAAAUAUCUCAAGAACAAUUGGAUGAAAAUGGGUUGGAACUAGAUUCAAAGGAUAAAGCAUCAGUGUAUUUUGAAGAUAGAGAGUUUAUCCAAUUUAAAUGUAAAACUGGUUUAACUAUCAUUACUGGUACUGUGGGACUGUGUGCAAAAACACAUAUUACCUAUCCAAAGUGUACUAAUGUAGAAAUUUGCCGAAUAUCUCAAUACCAGCUUGACGAGAAUGGGUUGGAACUAGAUUCCAAGGAUAAAGCUUCAGUCUUUUUUGAACAUGGUGACCUUAUCCAGUUUAAAUGUAAAACUGGUUUCGCUAUCACUACUGGCACAAUGGGGCUCUGUGCAAAAACACAAAUUACCUAUCCAAGAUGCACUAAAAUAUAGGAACUCAUUGGGAUGAAGAUCUGAUUCAGCCUUCUGGGGACUCUAUUCCAAACAUAGCACAUACAGACAAUUGUUCCUGUAGCUAAACUGUGGCUGAACUAUAACCCUUAACUGCAGCUCUGCAACAUAUGGAUACAUUGAAAUACUCUAUGUUCUCUUAUUGCUAUUUCAUCAGCUGAUGUUCUUUCUUUGCCCAUAGGCUUUAUAUUCUCUGAACUAAUGAAGAAUCUUAUUAAACGCCAUCAGCACUUGCUUUUGAA
Molecule: messenger RNA, 2021 nt
Organism: Xenopus tropicalis (tropical clawed frog)
Lineage: Eukaryota; Metazoa; Chordata; Amphibia; Anura; Pipidae
Gene: cfhr5
Product: complement factor H related 5
Exons: 11
Coding region: 46-1761 (571 amino acids)
Source: RefSeq, a predicted model, not a curated record